CGGGCUCACCGCUCACCGCGCGCUCGAACCUCGUCUUUCGUGGUGUUCAGUCGAGUUCAGCACUUCCCGCUAGAUCGUCGUCCCAAGCUUUUGCGUCGCGACGCGAACCAGCAUAAUAAAAAGGGUCAACAGAACGCUCGUUCGAGUCUUGAGCAACGAUUCGAUUAUCACACAUCGAAAUAUACUUUUGUCAUUGAAGGAAGAGUGCAACGAUAUGCAAAGUGAUAAAAAGGCGCGCGAAUAAAAACAGUAACGAUGGGAAAAGCGAGACGGUCAGUUAAAAAACGUUUGUUCUUCGAGAAAAUAAUGUUCCACGAAAAAGACAGAAAGCUGUGGAAAAAGUGAUUGAUUUUAUUUCGUUUUGAUUUUUCUACGCUUUUCCACGCCCCUGCCGUGGCGUUUCGUAAAAAUCUUGUUUCCGUGUUCAAAGCAUUCGCAACGGACUUGCCGGGUUGUUUUCUACUUGGUUAAAAUUGUGAAUAAAAACAUUGAGAACAAAACAGUGAUUGUUUGUACUUCGUCACUUGUAUGUGUGUAUGCGGCGCGCGCGUGUGUGUGUGUGUUUAGUGAGUGUCCAUAGUUUCGAAUACCGAGGAUCGGAACGUGACGAAUUGGGCUCUCGAGGGUCUAUCAAUUCGACGCUUUUGCCUUAAAAAUCUUCCAUUAAAUAAGAAACAAAGAAACUCUACUUCGAGGAAAAUUUCCACGAACUUGAGACUGCCGAUAGCUCCACGAUUAAUAUUUGACGGGAAAUAAAACGAGACGACGCCAAACUUUGUGCCAAAGACAUUCAGUACAACUUAAUCCAGUAUUAAAAAAAUACAGCCAUUAUUUAAAUAAUCCAGAGAGAAAGAUAAAAUAUAAUAUAUUUAUGCUGAUUGAUCCUCUGUUAUCGUUAAUAAACAGUUGUUGAAUUUUUCUAUUCAAAGCCGAAUAUAUCUUUGAAUACGAAAUCCUGAUCGAUAUUAUAAGUCUCUUAGUCUAUACGAAGGUCAAUAAAAACUAAAAACAUUGAGUGAGGAAAAACCAGAAGAGCACAACGAAGUAAAGCACGUGGAGGAACGUUCGUUGAAAAUGAAAAUGUUGUUCGGUGGCUACGGUUCUUCGUAUCACAGUCCAAAUGGUCCAACGUCCCCGACGAGAAGCAGUGUUUGGGGGAGCGCAUACAGUCCCUUCCGAAAUACAAAUAUGCCGCUGCAGGACAUCACGAUGGACCAAACGGCGGCCGUUCCGAAUGGAAGCUCUGGCAACACGCCUGGAAUCGGAACAGGCGGCAGAACCAUGAAGGAAUACGAGGAUCAACUCGAAGCUCUCAAAAAAGAAAAUUUCAAUCUCAAGUUACGUAUUUAUUUUCUUGAAGACCGUAUGGGAGUCACUGCGGCUGACGAGGAUCCUGUGAAGAAAAAUAUAGAAUUAAAGGUCGAAAUCGAGUCCCUAAGGAAAGAGCAAAUCGAAAAACAGGAACUCCUUACACAGGCUGCCAAAGGCUUUGAAUUGAUGGAGGAACAGAAGAACGCUUUGUUAAGUAAUCAAACCAAGUAUCAAGAAUCAUUGGAGAAGGAGAGAGCGAGGAUAGAAGAGCUCGAAGCUGAACUGGAAAUGUGGAAAGCGAAAUUGAGCGAUACAACGAUGUACUAUCAAGAGAGUUUUGGUAUAACACCUGAAGAAGCUUGUGAGCAACAAGAAAAAUUGCAUCAGAUGGAAGAAGUUGUUGCUUCCCUUGAGGCUGAGGUGAAGCAGAUAACAGCGAGUCUGGAGGAGGAGCGAAACUGGGCCCAUGAAUUGGAGAUCGAGAGAGAUCAGUUCCGCGAUCGAUUGGAUGCGGAAACGCGACUACGAGAAAAACUCUCGUCAGAGCAUGCGAACGAUAUUGAUGGAUUGAGGGAACGAAUAAGAGAACUCGAGGAAGAUUUGUCGAAGAGGGAGAGCUUGGUACAGCAACAGAAAAGCGAGAUUGCCGAGAAAGAUCGUUUGGUUAAAGAAAAAAUGUUGCUGCUCGAAGAAACUUGCCGCACGUACGAGGAAGUUAGCGCAGUCGCUGAAAAAAGAAAAAAACAGAUUGUACAGCUGAGACUCUCUGUUAAGUCGAGGGACGAUGCUCUCACGGAUCUCAAUAACAAACAUCGAGCUCUUCUGAAUCAGUUUGAGCAGAGCCAUUCAAAGCGUUCUUCAGCGCCCACCAGUCCAGUAGUUUCUACACCAUUUCCAGGAUCUUGUUCUCCAAGUUCAGGCCUGAAGAGUCCAUCGAAGUAUGGUCUCAGUCCAUUUACAUGGGAACUUCACAAAUCUUCGAGUUUUGAUUUACCGAAUCAGGAUGCUGUUUCGCCGGACGAUUCUGAGAUCGCUGCUUUGAGGAAGAAAAAUGAGGAAUACGAAAACGAAAAGAAAGUCCAAGAGGAGGCGAAGAAGCAGUUGAUAUUGAAAUUGUGCAAUGUUAAAAAAGCGGCUAAAGUUACGGAAGAAAAGUUGAAAAAACUUGAGAUCGAGCACAUGAAAGCGUUGCAAUCAAUUCAGGGCUUGAUGGAGCUCCAGGCGAAUAAUGAGGAUAAAGUGAUUCGGAAGGACCGUCAAGUCAAAGAAUUGGAACAGAAGCUUCAAAAAAUCUACAAAAAUAUGGAGAGCACGAGAACGAAUCAUCCAGAACGCGAUCAAACGGAUCAGCAACGGUUUGAGGAAAUGGAGAGUAAGAUCGAUGAGCUCCGUGUACAGAUCGAGAGCGUCAAGGCUGAGAAAUGUCUUCUGGAGAAAAAGUCACGAGCCGAUUCCGAGAUACUUGAAGAACAGCUCCACGAAAAAGAGGCGAAGAUCGAGACGUUGGAAACUGAGAAAAAUGCAAUACGACAAGAGUUGUGGGAAAAAAUACAGCAAUUGGACAGAUUGAAGGAAGCUUACGAGCAAGCGAACGACAGAAUUGACAAAUUGGAAUUCGAAGACGUGUCAGGAGAGCAGCAGAGAGUGCGAGAAGAAUUGAUACUCCGAAACAUCGAGAUCGAAGAGAAAAAUCGUAGAAUUGAGCAAUUAUCGAAAGAUCUUCAAGUGAAAACGCAAAAUCUUCAAAAAUUGGUGAACACUGAAUUGUGGAGUAAAAAUAAAGAGAUCGCCAAGUUACACAAUCAGACAAUGUCAGUGAAUCAAUCGCAGGACACGAGUCGCGGAAAUAAAUCGGAACAGGAUGAACAACGUACGAAUUCUCAACUGACUUUGCUUCUGAGAGAAUUGAAUAGUAUCGGCGUCGGAGUAACAUUUACGAGUGAGGUUGUGCAGCUCAACUACGUGAACGGUAACGAGCCCAUCGAUGUGAAAACAUUGACGGAAUACGUGCAAAAGCUGGUCAAUCAAAAGCGGGAAUUGGAGCGCGAAGUCGACUACCUUAGGUGGUUAAAAUUCGUAGCCCAGCCAGAUUUUACUUCCAACUCGGAUGUAGAGAAUCCUUCAUUCACUGAGAACGAAAGAGCAAAGAAAUAUUGCGAAAUGUUGCGCACUCACGUGAAGGAUCUCUUUAAAUUCAUGAAAGAAAUGUUAAAAAAUACGCACAGUCCGUCGAGUCUGAGCGACGAUCAUCGUAAUAUCGUACUCGACGUGCUUCUCAGCUCAAAAACGCUCUACGACGAUUUUGCAAAAACGCAAAAGGGUGAAGUACUUCCGUGGGAAGAUAUCGCUGGUUUUGGAAAAUCCGCUCGUCGCAGUCAAUCGACCGAGCUCAUGGCUCUCAAUGAACCUAGAAAAUCCAACGGUUUCGAGGCACAGUCAGAUUCUGAAGCUUUUUCGGAGCCCGAUCGCAAAGUUUCACUGGCGCGAAUCGGCCUUCAAGAAACUCUAAAAACUCACAAAUCAUCCAACAGACCAAGAGCCUCCAAGUACUUGAAAAACUUCAGCGACUCCGAAGACUCCAUAGACUUCGUACCUCACCACAAAAAUUCCCAUCAGUCUGAAACUACCGGAGAAAUAGACGUGCCACAACAAAUACAACAGAUCGUCGAAACGAAUAAACUUUUGAGUAUAGAAUUGAGGAUUUUGCGUGAAGAAAUACUACCGAAAAUGGAGGAUACCGAGAUCGUCGAUAAAAUCUCAUCGUUGAUUGAAACUCUCGAAAAAUCAAAAGCAUUCAACGAACGUUUGCGAUCUUCGCUCGAGAGAAGUCUCGAAGAAUGGAGAGAAAUGAAAAACGACGGUAAAAACAACAGCUUACGAAAAGCUCAACUUGAAAUGAAGAUUACCGAUGUUGAGAUCAUGGCGAUUGAGAUCGCUAAGCAAAAGAGCGAACUGCUCAAUUACAAAGAAGAUACUGACAGAAAAGCCUCCGAGAUGAUGAUUACUCUCAACAGAGAAAACGAGGCGUUAAGAACGAGAAUAAAAUUACUCGAGGAAGAAAAUGAACUCACGAGAUCCAACGUUUCGACGCUUUCCAAAGACCUCGAUCAACUCACUCUUUCACACAGUCAAGUUCUUGUCGAAAAUACUAAACUUACUAACGACAAAUUGAGACUGGAACAAGAACUUCGAAAAAGCGAGAACAAAUAUGAUACCACUGUGCGAUGUCUUCAAGACAAAUUUAACAAAGAGGUGACUGAUCUCAAUCAAAUGAACGAUUCUCACCGGGCGAGGCUCGAAGAACUCGAAGUGACAAACAAAGAACUGAGAAGGCACGUGGUCGUUUGCGAAGCCAGUGAUUCGGCGCCAAGUUCGAGCGGAGUUUCCUCCAUUCCCACCGAUAACGGUCACAAACAAACUUGCGAGGAUUUGUUGCAAGAAUAUCAUACGUACAAUGGUUCUCAAUACUGGUUGCCCAUAAACUAUCCGACAUCAACGGGACGAAGUAAAUCGUCGUGUUCCCCAGAUUUGGGGAUUGAGAGCGAUGCAGCAGUGUCGACGACGCGGCCACUGCAAGACACACUUAAAAUUACAGAAUCAAUGACGAAUUUGUUAAGCGAUGAGGACUACAAUUCGAACACACAUCGAGGAAUGCGUGACGUGGACCGGGACAGUCCGCUUCAUUUAGAAGGUUUGGACGAAGUCGAGGCUCUUAAGCAGGAGAACGAGGCGUUAAAGAGAAGAUUGAUGAAAACGAGGCGAGCGCUUGAAGACACGUUCCAACAUCUCUCUGCUUCAAACAAGAACAAGAAGAAUGUAGAAAAAGCGAUAACCAAACAGCUCAUGAUGACGAAGAGUAUUCUGAAAAAAACGAGAACAUAUGAGGAACCAUUCGAUUGAGAUGGAAUAUGUGCGACGAUGAAAGAAUAUUAAGUUUUAUCCCUUGAGUGACGACAGAAGGGAAACAAUGAGAAGUGAAAUUGAAAAUCCGGUGAAGUUUGAUGAAUAAUCACAAGUGAAAUGAUAUUUACUUGACAACAUGUCUCUCUGCGUUAUACAUUUUUGUCCAAACGAUGUUUCAUCGUAUAAUUUAUACUCACAACUGUUUUUUGAACGUCUAAGCCAUUUUUUUGAGUUCUGAAUCUCCGUUGCAUUCAGAAAAAUCGAUCGACUGAAGUAUUUAUUUUGACGAGAUUGUUUGCUCUCGUCGAUGCAAUGGCGGCUGGUGAAGAAACGAGAGAAUAUUUUUCCACGCUCUAGUACUUUUUGGAAGGCAAUUGAAAGAAAGAGCAUGAAUAACAGAGAUGUGUAUCUAUUGUAUAUUGAAAAAAAUCAUUGUAUAUAAAAAAAUUUACGUAUGUAUAUUUACAUAAUGACGAUGAGAAGAUUCAGAAUCUUUUUCGUUUCACUACUUUCCGUCUGGUCGAUUAAUCCUCGUAUUUGACAAACUAAAAAAGACGUUUUUUCCCUAAAAAACUUUAUAUCGAGUUUCGAGUAUGAGGAAACGACGACUGUCAUCGCACAACGAGAAAAUUCAUAAAAAUCGUGCAGUUCAUUAUGAAAACUUGAGAGAUUUCGUAUAUCAUCGCAUCGACUAAUUGAUAGAGCAUCUGUAAAUAGAUCCAGGAGGAAUAAAGUGCCAUUGAUAUUUGAAA
Molecule: messenger RNA, 5966 nt
Organism: Venturia canescens
Lineage: Eukaryota; Metazoa; Arthropoda; Insecta; Hymenoptera; Ichneumonidae
Gene: cnn
Product: centrosomin
Exons: 13
Coding region: 1075-5211 (1378 amino acids)
Biological process (GO): positive regulation of microtubule polymerization; chromosome segregation; regulation of mitotic cell cycle spindle assembly checkpoint
Cellular component (GO): mitotic spindle pole; perinuclear region of cytoplasm; microtubule organizing center
Molecular function (GO): transcription cis-regulatory region binding; protein kinase binding; calmodulin binding
Source: RefSeq, a predicted model, not a curated record